AUGGAUCCUGAAGAGCUCGAAGACGAAGAACUCGAGCAAAUCCGCCGCUAUGAGGAUUUCACAACAAUAGAUUGGAUCCAGGACUCGUUUCAUGAGAGGCAAAGACGCCUCAGGAAUGCGCGCAAUAAACCUUAUAUCGCGCGCCGGCGGCCUCGAGGGACCCUCGGCGCGGUUUCGCAGUUGUGGAUCCAACUACGCAAGGCUAUGGACGCAGGCCAGAGCUGGUUCGUGCUGAGCCUCGUCGGCGUCUGCAUUGGCUUGAACGCCGCCUUCGUGUCGAUUAUUAGCGAAUGGCUAUCAGACAUUAAGAUGGGGUAUUGCUCGGACGGGUGGUGGCUGAACCAGCAGUUUUGUUGUUGGGAAAUUGAGGGCGAGGAGGUUGAUGGCUGCGAUUCGUGGCAUACCUGGAGCCAUGUUACUCUGGCCCGGUGGAUCAUAUUUGUGAUGUUUGCUGCGGCCUUUUCUUUCAUUUCCUCGCAUCUCGUCAAAUCGUUUGCAAAGUAUGCUGCUGGGUCUGGUAUUUCGGAGAUCAAAUGCAUUUUGGCGGGGUUCGUCAUGCAAGGGUUUCUUGGAUUCGCUACAUUUUUCAUCAAAAGUAUCACACUUCCGUUAGUGAUUGCCUCCGGGUUGUCAGUCGGCAAAGAAGGACCUUCAGUACAUGUGGCAUGUUGUGUUGGGUUCCUUGUGGCUGGGUUGUUUGAUACCUUCAGGCGUAGUCAAAGUAAAAUGCGGGAGAUCAUAACGGCCGCAAGCGCUGCUGGUGUCGCCGUCGCUUUUGGUUCUCCGAUUGGAGGUGUUCUGUUUUCCAUUGAGGAAAUGACCCACACAUUCAGCAUCAAAGCGAUGUGGAAGAGCGUCUUCUGUGCAUUGGUCGCGACCUUCACACUGUCUGCAAUGAAUCCUUUCCGGACGGGCAAACUUGUGCUCUUCCAGGUCACGUAUGACAGAGACUGGCACUUCUUCGAGAUAAUCUUCUUCGUGAUCUUGGGGGUUUUUGGGGGUCUUUAUGGAGCCUUCGUGAUUAAGUUCAACCUACAGGUAGCCGCUUUCCGCCGGAAACACCUAGCAAACCAUGGCGUCGCAGAAGCAGUCACCCUAGCCACACUUACGGCUCUCAUUGGCUACUUCAAUCGCUUCCUCCGAAUUGAUAUGACGUCGAGCAUGGCAAUUUUAUUCAAGGAAUGCGAAGGCGGUGGAAAUGUGUUUAAUUUAUGCCAAUCGGCUGCCCAGUGGCGUAUAUCAAACUCACUCCUUCUAGCCACCAUCAUACGCAUUGGCCUUGUCGUCAUAAGCUACGGGUGCAAAGUGCCUGCUGGUAUCUUCGUACCAUCGAUGGCGAUUGGAGCCACUUUCGGUAGAAUGGUUGGAAUAUUGGUAAAGGCGAUGUAUACGGAGUACCCAAAGUCUGGGAUUUUCAAAUUUUGUGCCCCAGACGGCCCUUGCAUUACGCCAGGAACAUAUGCCUUCCUUGGUGCAGCCGCAGCGUUGAGUGGGGUUAUGAGAAUUACGGUAACCGUGGUGGUUAUCAUGUUCGAACUCACCGGCGCGUUGACGUAUAUUCUGCCAACAAUGAUCGUCCUCCUUGUGACGAAAGCUGUUGGAGACUUCCUUGGGACAAAUGGCAUUGCGGAUGAGAUGAUAAGAUUCAAUGGUUUCCCCUUCUUGGAGAAGGAAGACCACGUCUACAAUGUGACUGUUUCUGCUGUUAUGCGAAAAGACUUGCAAACCAUGUCGGAAACUGGUAUGCGCGUCAAAGAUGUCGAAUCCCUCCUGUCGUCCACAAACGUCAAAGGCUUUCCCAUUGUAUCUUCUGAUGGUGCACUGACACUAGUCGGCUAUAUCGACCGGAGUGAGAUUCGAUAUGUCCUGGAGCGUGCCCGAAAGAAUAGAGGCCGAUUAUCCAAUACUCCGUGCCUCUUUAAGCCCCGCCAUCGCGACCAUGACGAUAUUGACUUGGCACCUGAGGUUCAUGAAGACGAUGAACCUGAGGAAGAAUAUUUCGCGCCGACAACAGCUGGAGAAGGAAUUCAAUUUUGGCCUUGGGUAAAUAAGACGCCUAUGACCGUGUCUCCCGAGCUUCCUCUUGAAAUUGUCAUGCAAAUUUUCAAGCGUAUGGGGCCCCACACCAUCCUUGUGGAAGAUCACGGGGUGUUAUCAGGCCUAGUGACGGUCAAGGAUGUUCUAAAGUUUAUUGCGACUGAGAAGCCUGACCAUAGGCCCUCAUGGGACGAACGUGGGGGCUUGGAUGGUCUAUUGGAGGAGCUAUGGACAUGGGCGAGUGAUAAUACAUCUAGAAUCUUGCAUUGGAGUCGGCGGGUCUUUCGGCACCGUUAG
This is a messenger RNA of Cyclocybe aegerita, 2334 nucleotides long. Lineage: Eukaryota; Fungi; Basidiomycota; Agaricomycetes; Agaricales; Hemipholiotaceae. The record is from the annotation of a GenBank genome assembly.